Penicillium canariense is the source of this 1101-nucleotide messenger RNA. RefSeq lists its product as uncharacterized. NCBI's taxonomy places the organism in Eukaryota, Fungi, Ascomycota, Eurotiomycetes, Eurotiales, Aspergillaceae. The record is from RefSeq and is a predicted model, not a curated record. The transcript has 2 exons. Bases 1 to 1101 code for a protein of 366 amino acids.
AUGUCGGACUCUCGGGGUGUGUUGCCUGAGUCUAUGGAUGUCCAGCUGCAGAAUUCUCAGUCGUUUUCGACGCAGGUGCAAGACGAUCCAGCACACCCGGUAGACAAGAACGCGCUUCUGGUCGGGAAGCCCGCGACCUCUGUACGAGCUCCCAAGCCCACCAGUUUGUCCUGGUCCCCGGUGCAGCCUGUGGACAGAGACCAGCCUGCAGAGGGCUCCGCUAUGGGAUCUGGAGCCCAGAGCAGUGGGCCGGUGUCGCCAGUAUCGCUUGGUAGCUUAUCUGAAGCGCUGCGAACGCCAAACGCCUCGGAGCGACAGAAGUACACGAGCAAACAACCCUCGUCCCCCGGAGGGACAUCACAAUUGCCGCCCCGUCUUCAUUCCCCGGCUUCCCAAAUAUUUGAGCGAAGUGUUCAGGAGGAUAUUCUUCCGCAACAAGCCUCUCCGUCGAUUCCGGCACACAUCCGUACCGAGAACUAUAUUCCACCCGUCUUAGAGGCAUCCUCAGCCGCCAUUACCGACGAGCAAUUGGAUCCGGAUUCUGUGGAAAUUAUCACGCAUAGUUUACAUCAAUCCGCCGCCGCAGGGGUGACUGGUCCCUCAACGGCAGAGCAGUCGUUGGCGUCCUCGGGAAUUGUUGAUCAUACAGGAAUCCACUCUAUGGAGGCUGACGAAGUCUCAUCCACUCAUGGAGCACUGGACCCGACGGAUGUGCGACGGUUGAGUUUUAUCUCGUUUGCCGAUGUUGUCAACGCAGAACAUGCAGAGACGGUCGACUCUGUCUAUAGUCGAGAGCUCUCCCAGGCUGGAGGCGCCUCAGGACAUUCAACAAGCUUCUUCGCAUGGACUUGGCACAUCCCCCCUACCAGCAUCGCGACCUCGUACAAAGGGCUCGAAAUGUCGCCCCAUCACGGGACCCGUGGGGCAGGAAGUCCACUCCCACUGGCUCAGAGCCCCAUAUCAUCCAGCUUUGGUGGUGAACUGAAUGUUGAAACGAUGCGGCAAGCUCUGAGAAGAACAGGUAGUGGGGAUCUGGGUGGUAUCGUAAGCCAGACGGCUAUUGCCAUCGGAAACGACGAGACCCUGGACCGCCCUUUCUGA